AUGGCAAAUUAUAGCUCAACAACUAUAAAAGAUACACGACAUAUUGAUGAAGAUAAGAAAGAUAUAUUCACGCUUGAUGGUUAUACAAAAUAUUUUGAAACAUGUGAAAAUGAUGCUGCCGUAUUUUCUCGGCUACCAUCUAUUCUUGGAGAAGACCCAAAUGAUGACAUUUGGAGACAACACUUAGAGUAUCGAGGACAUCUCAAAAAGGCUAACUAUCUUUUUGAAACUUGGAAAAAUAUUGAUUACAACAAAAGAAAUAUGGAAAAAAAUGAUAUAAUAAAAUAUAUUGAAAUAUUUUCUCUUCUGGAAAAUGUCUUUCGCAAUGUCCUACUUCGUCCAUACAUACCUGCCUAUCGUGCAAUCAAUAAGUAUUGCGGUCGAUAUUGUUGUUUUAUUUCAGAUGCUGACAAACCAUUAUUUAAGAAUCUAGGAUUUCGUGAUGAUAAUGAUUCAUCCGAGCUACUUAUUUAUAAGGAAACUGAUCCACUAAAAACAAUUAUCUAUGCCAUUACAUGUAAUAUUUUCUGGCAUGUUCUCACAAUGAGUUUACCAAAAUAUUCAUCAACAAGCGUUUAA
Molecule: messenger RNA, 579 nt
Organism: Adineta steineri
Lineage: Eukaryota; Metazoa; Rotifera; Eurotatoria; Adinetida; Adinetidae
Source: the annotation of a GenBank genome assembly